Aphanomyces astaci is the source of this 1365-nucleotide messenger RNA. RefSeq lists its product as hypothetical. The coding region runs from base 1 to 1365 and encodes 454 amino acids. Gene Ontology annotation, molecular function: zinc ion binding. The transcript is spliced from 6 exons. The record is from RefSeq and is a predicted model, not a curated record. Lineage: Eukaryota; Oomycota; Saprolegniomycetes; Saprolegniales; Verrucalvaceae.
AUGUUUAACGUAGACACAGCGGAAGUCAAGGCCGCUUACUUGCAGCGAUGGCUUGCAUUACUACGCGAUAACUUUGGGUUGCAUCCAGCCUUUGUCCAUAUGGACAAGGAUAGCGCUCAAAUUGCAGCAGCAACGGCCGUUUGGACUGGCGUGAAAUUGUCUUUGUACUUGUGGCACAUGGAUCGAGCAAUUCGAGCACGCUUCAUACAAGGAAAUGUAUUUCCAGAUAUCCGCAGGUUCGCCCCGACGAAUACCUUGCUCCAUGUUGAAGGGUACACGCCUGCGUUUCCAGCAGUGUGGGUGCAUGGAGCACACGUGUUGGAGGAAAGCUUCUGUGACAAAGCGGUGCUGGGGCCGUUGCUAUCACUAAUGAAGUCGCAUUACAAGGCUCACCCAUUUAUGUCGAUGCAUGACGAUGCUAUGCCCCCCCACGACAAAUCUUGCGUGUUCUACAUCCGCGCUGUGGAAGAAAUCUACAACUUUUGCAAGGAAUGCAGCGCAUCAUAUCUAUUUGUGUACCUGUUCAACAACUGGUACUCAGAGAAUGAAUUCAAGCGAUGGGCGAGGUCUCAGUGUCCAACUGCAUUGGCGACCCUUCGAACCAGUAUGAUGGCCGAGGCGCACUUUAACUGUCUGAAGUAUCGAUUCUUAAAGGACUUUCAACGACCACGACUCGACCUUCUUUGCUUUAUCAUCGUGACAAACAUACAAGAAUGGUACAUCGACAAGUUCAUUCGUGCAACAGAUGGACGUAUUUCGUAUGCACUGCCGUCUUGGGAAUCCAGGAUGAACGCACAGUGGAAAGUUUUCGCAACGAAAUCCGACGAAGGCGAUUUGAAUGACGUGUACGACACGUCGGUGCUGCGUUGGACUUGUACCUGUCCUUCGUACGCCUACGGAGAAUUUCUCCUGUGCAAGCAUCUCGUACACAGAUACAUUCUAGCACACAACACCAAGGUGCCGCCGCGUUACAAGGUGCGGCAGCUAACGCCGCCUAUGUGGGUGUUUCCUACGACGAAGGACGAAAUGCUGCGGCAAGAGUGCACGAAAAAAUCCAUCGACAAAGAAGUAAACGCACUUAGUGCACGACCCGAACUUAACCACGACACUGUCUCGAUUCUGGACGACUCGCAGCUGUUGGCAUCCGCGCACGUCGCCCAAACAAUACAAGAACUGUCAUCGUGGCUCAUCCAGCAUGCAAGCGAUAUCCAGCACGCACCACGUCAACUGGCGAAAGUGCAGAAGUUGCUUCAUCCGAUCCAGGCGUACCGCAAAUCGAUCCUUGCAGUGAACAACAUGAGAAAACGGCAACGGACUAACCAAGCUUCGUCGCUAACAGUCAUGCAUGAACCACCUCAACAGUAG